This is a messenger RNA of Chaetomium strumarium, 573 nucleotides long. RefSeq lists its product as uncharacterized. The transcript has 2 exons. Lineage: Eukaryota; Fungi; Ascomycota; Sordariomycetes; Sordariales; Chaetomiaceae. Bases 1 to 573 code for a protein of 190 amino acids. The record is from RefSeq and is a predicted model, not a curated record.
AUGGCGUCCACCGUCACCAGCGGCUCGCUCGUCUACGAGCGCCGCGUGGUCGAACGCAUACACAAGUACCAUUGGCCAGCCGUGCAACUCAACCUCUGGAUGCUCAUCAUGCUCAUUGCAUCCUGUCUCAUCAUUGGCGUCUUUGCGACCUUCAUCCAGAUCCAGAACCAACUGCUGCUGCCAAUACCAUGGUACUUCCCUUACUACAUUACGGUCGCCUCCCUCACGGUGACCUUCAUCAUCCUCCUACUCUGGCUGAUCUUUCAGCGGCGCCUGCUGCCCAGCAUUGUCAUGAUCGGCGGCUUCAUCCUCUUUGUGCUGUGGCUCACGGGGCUGAUCGUCAUCUCCAUCCAGCUCUGGGGGCCUGACGGGUCGGUCAACUCCAAUUGCGACAUGUACGUGUUCGGCGCCGACCCGCAGCCCACGGGCCAGACCCUACAGACGCUGGCGUGGCUGCAGCAGCGGAACAUCUGCCAGAGCUGGCAGGCCGUGUUUGCGUUUGGCCUGGUUGGGGCGAUUUUCCUCUUGUGGAUCAUGGUUAUGGCUUAUCAGGUGUUUGCGGAUGAUUCGUGA